AAUUUGACGUUUCGCAGCGCCACCAUUGGCCGUCCCAGCCAAUAGUAAGUAGUCUCUGUUUUACAUCACGUGAUCAUAUAUUAUUUAAUAGAAAUCUGGGUCGAAGGACCACUAAAUGUAAAUCUUUGCCAAUUUGUGAGUUUUUUCAUGAAAUGCCAAUCUGCUUAUAUCUUCGGCAUUAGCAGUGACGAAGAGCACGCUCAAAGAAAACUAGGAGAGACGAGUUAAGUCUGUUUACAGGGAAAAAUGUUAUUGAUCUUAACCUAGCUCUUUAAAAAUCUAGCUUCUGCCGCAUGGAGGAAUGUAUGAUACACUGUUUUUUUUUAUCUAUUCUGAAUUAAACUCGGCAUUUCAAGUAUUUCUAAGCUAAACAAACAUAAACUGAUCGAAGACUGAGUUCAAAAAUUUUAUUUUCAUAAUGUGGGUAUAGUAAACCAUACUCAUUCGAAAAUUUGGCACCCGAAUAGAGUGUUUACUAUUUGAGUGAAUUGAAAACUGUUAUUAUAUUUCGUGAAAGUACAGUGCCAUGUGAUAAAGUGAUUUAAAAAAUUGAUGUGUGAAUAUCUGAAUAACAAGCAACAGAUCUUCAACAAUGGAGCUUCAACCAGUUCAUCUGGAAAUUAAAGAUGAACCUAUCGAUGAUUAUUUGGAAGAAUUCGAUGACAUUUCUGAAAGUGGUAUAGUGCUUCGAUUUAUUCGUCAAAAAAGUGGAAUUUACUCAGUGAUGCCCCUCGUAAAACCUGAUCCAUUUUUUGAAGAGUGUUUAGACGGGAUUACGCAUGAUGGUCUGCUCCGAUUAGUUAAAGAGGAAAUAGUUGAGCGUCCUGACUGUCCGGAAAUUCUAAAUGAUUUCGAAUUCCAAUCCAAUCAAGAGCAUGUUAAAAUUGAUGCAAGCAACUCCAACAAUCAGAUCAAUCCCAAAUUACCCAAAUCAAAGCUGUCUCCAAAAAAGCAACGGAUCUGUGAUAUUUGUGAUGGAGUGGAUUUUGGCACCCACUCAGUUCUGGAAGAGCACAUAUUCAAAUUGCACAUGGAUGAUGAGAAUUCUAGAGCACUAAUCACGAGGAAAAUUUGGAAAUGCGAAUUUUGUAGUUAUCAAUCUCUCAAUAGGACAAUUUGUGUCCGACACUUGUCGUCGCACAGUCAAGAAAAAUUGGAAAAUAGAUUGAUGAACAAGGAGAAGUUCAAUAUGGAUAUUGAUUCUAUUCAGAAUAUUAAGCGGGCUUUAACCACAGAAUUCAGAUGCCAUGAUUGUUCCUAUAAAACUAACGACAAAGGAUCAUUAACUAGACACGUACGACUGCACAAAGCGAAAAUAGUGCAGCCAUUUUUUUGUCCAGCGGCAGACUGCUAUAAGAACUUCAAUGAAAAACCCAGUUUGGAUGCGCAUAUAAUCAAACGGCAUCCUUGGAAUAAAAGAUUGGUUCGCUCUAUCACCAACAAAAUAUUCAGGUGUGAACACUGCGACUACAUGGAUGUGAAAAAGUCCAAAAUUCUGCGCCAUGAGAAGCGACACAUUAAAAAAAGGCAAGGAAAGAGAGGCGCAGUUAUUGAUCAAUAAAUUAAUAAAAAAUUGUUUUUUUUUUCUAUGUACUUAAUGCCCAAACCGGUAUUCCUGAUUAAUUUUGAUAAAUUUAAGUUUCUUUACCGAUUAAAUUCAAAAGACUUGUAUUGUCUAAAA
This is a messenger RNA of Dendroctonus ponderosae (mountain pine beetle), 1681 nucleotides long. Its product is annotated as RE1-silencing transcription factor B. NCBI's taxonomy places the organism in Eukaryota, Metazoa, Arthropoda, Insecta, Coleoptera, Curculionidae. The record is from RefSeq and is a predicted model, not a curated record. Bases 593 to 1561 code for a protein of 322 amino acids. The transcript has 5 exons. Gene Ontology annotation, molecular function: RNA polymerase II cis-regulatory region sequence-specific DNA binding; DNA-binding transcription factor activity, RNA polymerase II-specific. Gene Ontology annotation, biological process: regulation of DNA-templated transcription.